AUGACGAGUCCGCCUGUUCACAAUGACUUCUUCAAUACUGUCAUGAAUAAAGCUCAUAGCAUGAAAGUGCCUGCUCAAAACACGCAUGAUAGCUCUCUCGACAGCCAGGCAACUCAUAUACCAGAUGAUUCAAGCAUUCCGGCCAUCGACAUUGGAUGUCCGCUGGUGCCUAUCAGGGACGAGCCCAUAUUCAGUCGGGGUCGCAUCGUGCCCACAUCCAUCGACUCUCUUGUCAAUCACAGGCGUCCAAAUGCCAGUGUGUUACUCGACCCAAGCUUGACCUACGUUGAGGAAAUGGGACCGCCCCCCAGAAACCUCUUGGCGGAUAAGUACCGGACUGCCAGGUCUGUUGCGCUCGAGACUCUCCGCUCCCACGGCCAGCUUUACGACAAGACACCCUCCACCAGCGAUCUCGCCGACAGGUCCUUCAACCAGCCCGCGUUUCAAGAAGCCACGGCAGAGUUUGCUGAAUACGCAGUCAAGUGCAUGCCCGGCUACCUCCAGAACCCAUCCAGCCUGCGCACGAAGCGGGAGCGGGACGGAGACGAGGCGCUCGACAUUGCCCGGCCGCGCUCCCCCAAGCGCGUAUGCUCCGAACGUCCUCAUGUCGAGGUCGCGAGGCCAGCUUUAGCCAGUCGGGCGAAUGCAAUGCUCUCAGAAGAGUCUUUGAAGGAUCACCCUGCCCUGCGACUGCUCGGGGACGGGUGGCAUGACAUUCACUCCCAGAUAGCCGAAACCACGACAGAGACGCCCCGCGACGAGCAGCGCCAGGAUACGAUGUAUCAUUCGGCAUCGCGAAUCUUGUCGAGGAUUGCCAUGGAACAUCUCGGCUACAACGGCAGAACUGUGACUAACGCCUUGUCCCAUUACAUCCUCCAAAUGAGCCUGAUUGGGACCGCGACAUGUGGGAACAAUGUCCGCCCUGCCUGUGAUCGCUACUCGAGCGGCGACGCUGGUCACGGCUUCCUGCCUGCAAACCUGUACCGCUGGGGGCAGCGUGUAGAGGCGAGGCGGGAUGGAGGACAGGGCCGCGAGAGGAUCGGCUCAAAUUCUUCGACCCUUUUCCCCCAGCCCCUAAAAACGGAGACUGGGAAGGGCAGGAAAACGAGGGAGGGCGUUCGCGCUUCAGGGUCCGUGGCACUUCCAGCGGACACGGGGUCUCUACAUUCGUAG
Messenger RNA from Verticillium alfalfae VaMs.102, 1173 nucleotides. RefSeq lists its product with no specific name. The record is from RefSeq and is a predicted model, not a curated record. Lineage: Eukaryota; Fungi; Ascomycota; Sordariomycetes; Glomerellales; Plectosphaerellaceae. The transcript has 3 exons. Bases 1 to 1173 code for a protein of 390 amino acids.